AAUAACCACAUUCCUCACUACCAUAAUUAGCAUUUCAUUUCAUUUUCUCCUAAACCUAAGUACUACGUAACGUAUUUCAUAUACAAAAAAUUGCAUAAAGAUAAUACUAGAGAAGUAAUAUACAAUUAUCAUAUGGCUCAUUCUAAGCUUAUAGCAGCUGCAUUGUUGAUUUUACUCUUUGUUGAUCUUGCCUUUUGUGCAAGAUUAGGAAAGACGGUAAACGGUGGUGGUGGAGGAGGUGGAGGAAGAGGUGGUGGUGGUGGCGGUGGUGGAGGGUUAGGUGGGUCAGGUUCGGGAUAUGGUGAGGGUGAUGGAGUGCUUGGACGUGGCGGAGGAGGUGGUGGAGGAGGUGGUAGUGGAGGUGGUGGUGGAGGAGGAAAUUCGGGGAGGGGUAGUGGUUCUGGAUAUGGAUCAGGGUACGGGUCAGGUGAAGGAGUAGGUAAUGGUGGAGGUGGCGGAGGGGGUGGUGGUCGUGGUGGAGGAGGAGGUGGUGGCAAUGGAAAUAAUGGUUCAGGAUAUGGUUCGGGUUAUGGAAGUGGAAGUGGCUCCGGGUAUGGAAGAGGUGCUGGAAGAUCAGGAGGAGGUGGCGGAGGCGGUGGCGGUGGUGGUGGAGGCGGCGGUGGAGGAAAUGGCAAUGGUUCAGGGUAUGGUAGUGGCUCAGGUUAUGGAUCAGGAUAUGGUGGAGGAAAUGGAGGUGAUGAACCUUGAACUAUUGAAAUGAAGUUCAUGUAUACAUAAAUUUGAUAUAUUUGGUAUUUGCAUUAUUUAUUAUAUGGAAUAAAUUGCAUGGUUUAACCACCUUUAUUCAUGUGGUGGUAAACUUUGCUUUGUUUGUGUAUGUAAUCAAAUUUUAAUAUAUGCUAUAUUAGUAACUUACCAAGUA
Messenger RNA from Solanum tuberosum (potato), 883 nucleotides. Its product is annotated as glycine-rich cell wall structural protein 2-like. The record is from RefSeq and is a predicted model, not a curated record. Bases 133 to 708 code for a protein of 191 amino acids. The transcript has a single exon. NCBI's taxonomy places the organism in Eukaryota, Viridiplantae, Streptophyta, Magnoliopsida, Solanales, Solanaceae.